UUUUUUUGGGCAUUUUUUCCGUGAGCUUUUUUUCCACGAUUCAUUUGCAUAUUUUAUUUUUAGCUAAAAAUUAUUUAUAUGUAUAGCUAUGUUAAUCUUCAAACUGUUUUUCCUUUGCAGAUGUAUUUGAUUUGCCAAAUGAUCAUUCAAUGGUACUCGCAAGACCAGGACAAACAACUUAUUUUCAUGAAAAAAUCCCAGCUUUUGACAUAAAAUACAUUGAAGAUUGUUUUAAAAUCAAAGGCUAUCCUGAUCCAACCAAAUAUUUAAUUAAAAACACAAGUUCUGGAAAUUAUACAAAAAAUGAUAUAUUCGAUUGUUGGGUGUAUCAAAAUAAAUCGUGGUCUGAUUUAAUCUCAAUUCCAGAAAACAAAAAUAUUAUUUGUAAAGUUGCAGCACCAUGGUCAUCUGCUAAUUCUAUUUCUCAAGUCACAAGCUCUAACGAAGAUCUUGAUGAUAUUGAGUUUGGUUCUCAAACACAGACGGCUUCUUCAUAUAAAAACACAAGAAUGGCCUAAUUUAGUUUAAAUAUUGAAGAAUAAGGUCAAGAAAGAAGCAAUAAAAUCGAAAUUCAAUGAAGAUUAUCCACAAAUUUAAUUAGCUACAAAAUGUGUAAUAACAUACAUGGUAUAAAUAAAUAAUAACAACAAAAAACUUAUAUAAAAUAUGAUAUGAUUUGGCUGUUUUGCGCUUUUUUCUAUCUCAAUAAAAUUCAAAUGUUUGUCUAUGA
Messenger RNA from Acyrthosiphon pisum (pea aphid), 730 nucleotides. RefSeq lists its product as uncharacterized. The record is from RefSeq and is a predicted model, not a curated record. The coding region runs from base 150 to 518 and encodes 122 amino acids. The transcript is spliced from 4 exons. NCBI's taxonomy places the organism in Eukaryota, Metazoa, Arthropoda, Insecta, Hemiptera, Aphididae.